Scedosporium apiospermum is the source of this 1626-nucleotide messenger RNA. RefSeq names its product Amino acid permease. The transcript is spliced from 4 exons. Gene Ontology annotation, cellular component: membrane. The record is from RefSeq and is a predicted model, not a curated record. The coding region runs from base 1 to 1626 and encodes 541 amino acids. Gene Ontology annotation, molecular function: amino acid transmembrane transporter activity. Gene Ontology annotation, biological process: amino acid transmembrane transport. NCBI's taxonomy places the organism in Eukaryota, Fungi, Ascomycota, Sordariomycetes, Microascales, Microascaceae.
AUGGCUACUUCCGACCCAAGAGGUAAAGACACCGAACUCUUCGAGAUGGUCCCAAUCCCUCUCGGCGACUCGGAAGGUGGCGAUUCUUCCGCUACCGAAAACAAAAAUGAAAAUGAGGCCAAGUUCCACCGCAGUAUCGAUAACCGCCAGAUGGUCUUUCUUUCUCUUGCUGGUUCCAUCGGUGCCGGCCUCUUUGUUGCUUCGGGAUCCGCUCUCAGUUCGGGGGGCGGCGGUAACGCCGUUCUCAACUAUGCCGUCGUCGGCUUCAUGAUAUGUACUACCAUGGGCUCCCUCGGCGAACUUGCCACUACGUUUCCUGUCGCGGGAGCCUUCUAUGAUUACACGGACCGCUUCCUCGGCGAACACUGGGGAUUCGCCAUCGGCUGGAUGUUCGUGCUCAACUGGCUCACCGUCCUCCCCUUCGAACUGACUACCAUGGGCGCUCAGCUGCAAUUUUGGAUACCCAAUCUCCGUCCCGAAUAUGCUGUCGCGCCGAUAUUGGCUGGAAUCUCUGGCGCGUCUUUCCUGGGAUCGAAAGUCUUUGGGGAGAUCGAGCAUUGGCUUGGGGUCGGCAAGGUUCUGGCUUGCUCUGUUAUUAUAGUUGUGGCUCUUAUCAUCGCUUCGGGCGGCGUUCCGCAAGAUACUAGAGAACCAAAACCUCUGGGAUUUGAAUAUUACCGUAAUGGAGCGGCGUUCAAGAACGGGUUUGCAGGUUUCCUCGCCGUAUUCCGCGUCGCUGGAAUGUCUUAUAACGGAACUGAACUCCUCGCCAUGACCGCCCGAGAAUGCAAAACGCCCGAAAAGGCCAUGCCCCUAGGAACCUACCUCGCCUUCUUCCGCAUCGCCGUUUUCUACGUCAUCGGCGUCUUCUGCCUCGGUCUCGUCGUGCCCUCCGACCAUCCAGACCUCAGCCAAACCGGCCACGGCGCCAAAUAUUCCCCCUUCGCCCUCGCCGCCCAACUCGCCGGAAUCCCCGGCCUAGCCCACUUUUUCAACGCCAUGAUCCUAGCGGCUCUCCUCUCCAUGGCCAACAUGGCCGUCUUCGCCACCUCGCGGGCUCUCCAAGCCCUCUGCGCCAAGGGAUGCGGACCGGCAAUCCUCGCGAAAGUCAACAAGAGAGGGGUUCCGUACUACUCCCAGAUCCUGGCUCUCUCUGCCGGUCUGUUGGCCUUCAUCAAUGCCGCUCCACAAGGCGCCCAAAUCUUCGAUUGGCUGCUCAACAUCGCCGCCACCUUCGGCUUCUACGUCUGGAUCGCCAUCGCCGUCUCGCAUAUCCGGUACCGCCGUGCGCUUCAGCGCAUCAACGUAUCUUCGAGAUCCCUGGUAUUUGCGAGCCCGUUCGGCGUGUGGGGUUCGUACUUUACCAUCGCCGUCGGAUCCUUCGCCCUGCUCGCGAAUCCUCUCUCGGCUGUGUUUCCCCUCCAGGGGGCCAAGGUCACCCUCACGAGCGUUAUGCGGGAGAAUGUUGGGAUGCUGGUGCCCUGGGCCCUCUGGACUGGGAAUUCCCUUUGGCACUACUUUAAGAACCGGAAGAAUCCUGACAGGAAGAAGUGGACCGUAUUCAAGCCGAUUGAGGAGCUUGACGUUGACUCUGGUCGAGUCACUAAGCGGGUACAGGGAGCAUGA